CAUGUGCCUUUCGAAUCGACCAGAAUAUAUCAUUUCUCUCGGUUCUAGACUGGAUGGCUUCGAUCUUUGGCACCUUGCAGUAGAAAACGAAAGAAUUAGGUAACUACCUAGCCUAGGGUUUAUGAUCCAGAUUCCAGAUGCUGGAAAGAUGAGGCGGGAGUGGAUCGCAUGGACAAGGUGGAGGAAUCGGUGGCCACCGUGCUGACGCAGUGCUGCUCGGAGCUCGGACUCGCCGACGCCAGCGACGACGGUGAGAAGAAGAAGAAGCCCUCUCCUCCUCCCCACCUCUUCCAAUGGGAAGAAUACGAAAACUCCCUCGCUCGUCUCUGCGGCCUCGCCACUCUCCUCUCCAAAGCCCGCGCAUCCAAGGAAUCCGCCGCUCGCAAGCUCGAGACUCUUGUGGAAACUGUGAACUUGGUCGAGCUCAAACGGAUCGACGCGUUGGAAUCUCUACACAAGAAGGUGGAACUCCGGCGAAAAGCGGUGGAGGAUUCGACGUCCUCUCUGGAAGAAAAAAACCAGCAGCUCAAGGAUGCCAGGGACAAGUUGGCGUUGUCCGGGAAUUCUUUGCUUCACGCUGCUAGAUCCUUGAAUGCAGCGCAGUUUCGAUUGCAGGAGGCCCAGAAGCUUUUGUCUGGUGAUGGUGGCUAUGGCAGACUUGCUCGCCUCAAGGGGCUUCUCACCGUUCGAAGGCGUGCCAUGGCUGCGCAAGUUGCUGCUUUGUAUCCACUCAUUCCAUGCACAAACGAGAAGAAGUGUCCGCCUCUUGCUCACGCAGGCGAAGGUGACAGCGUUCCACUUACUAUCUCGGGUCUGCACGUCAUUGCUCCUGUCAAAAAGGAAGCCGCGCUCUUCACCGACAAGCGAGAGUACGAAACAUCGGCCACAGCACUCGGACACGUCGCUCAUAUGCUCUCCCUGUUGUCUCGCUUCCUGGACAUCCGGCUUCGCUACCCCGUGAGAUACCGAGCCUCUCGAUCUUACAUCCAAGACCCUUCACCUCCGACCGAGCCGUCGACCAGCGGUGGUGCCAUUGUCUUGCCGGCUGUAGAGAAUCAGCUAGUUGAGUUCCCUCUUUUUUCAGAUGGCCAAGAGCCUACGAGGGCGGCUUAUGCAGUCUUUCUUCUAAACAAGGAUCUGGAGCAAAUUUUGGAUCGCUUUGAGACAGCCAGCGCUGGUCCCAGGCAUGUACUUCCUAAUCUCAAGAGAAUCCUCAAAGUGAUGUUUCGGGAUGGCCGAUUCCUUGCAUAGCAUAAAUGUAAAACGUUUCUUUGUAUCCAAAACUUUCAUUUUUGGCGAGA
Molecule: messenger RNA, 1301 nt
Organism: Selaginella moellendorffii
Lineage: Eukaryota; Viridiplantae; Streptophyta; Lycopodiopsida; Selaginellales; Selaginellaceae
Product: UV radiation resistance-associated gene protein
Exons: 6
Coding region: 169-1251 (360 amino acids)
Biological process (GO): SNARE complex assembly
Cellular component (GO): endosome; lytic vacuole
Molecular function (GO): SNARE binding
Source: RefSeq, a predicted model, not a curated record